CUCUAGUUAUUGGCCGGUGCAGUCAUAUGCAACGAUCGUGGUCUAGUCUAUAGUACUAACAAAUUAUGAUUUUCAAGAAUAGAUUUAUAUUCGUUAGUGUAGAAAAGAUUUGUCUCUGCUUCCUAAUUUAAUAUAUUUGGUUAAAGGUUAAGAGAUAUAUUUUCUGAAGUUAGUUUGACGAAUAUGUCCGGUUUCUUUAUUUAGAAAUUUAACAUUCGAGAAUGUAAUUUUAUAUUUCCUAUUUUAUAGUUUAUUUUUUCCUUCAGUAUGCAAAGUUGUAGUUUUCAUCGAAGGAAGACAUUCUUCAAAAGCUAUUUCGGAGUAUUUCAUUUUAUAAUAUCUCAAGAUUGUGAAGCAAUCCUGUUUCAUCUGGAUCCCGAUCACGUGGUUUUAUUUACUUCAAUCAACUCAACACGUUGAAUAGACUAUAAACAAUGAUUGCAAUGUGUAUCAUAUUAUAAAUACAUAUGUUAUAAUUAUGACAAAAUUAUUUAAGAAAUCAAUUCAUGUAGAAGCAUUGUGUAAUCUCACCAAAAAAAAAGCAAAUGUGCUUUCUGAAUGUUCUUAUCCGUUUUAAUAAAAAUAUAUUACUGAAUAAUAAUCUCAUUAAUUAGGCAGUAGUAUUAAAUAACAAUUGGACAUGACAACGCUAAAAGGCAUUUUUCCUGAUUCAAAAUCAGUAAAAGGAAAAAAUUUCAUACAUGAAAAUGUCAAAAAUCUUCGUCGUAUAGAUCACUUACAUAUUAAUAAAGGAACAAAAGAUGUACAAAAAUCACAAAUAUCCAACCGUAGAAAAAUUAAUAAUAAUAAUUAUAGUAAUAAUCAAAAUAAUAAUGUUUUAUCAAAAGUUAAUACAAAUCUUCGAACAAAAAAGGAUGAUAAUGUGAAUACAAGUGUAAAUAGUAAAUUAGAUCAGCAUCAAGAAUUAUGUAAGAAAAUAAGUGCGUCAACAUUAGACAAAGAUAAUAUUUUUAUGAAAAAGACAAUACAUUCAACAAGUAAUAAUUUAUUAAUUAAAGAAAGAAAAAAGGAAAAUAAAGGAUUACAUAAAUGUACACAGAAAUUACAUGAGAAUAUUUCAUCAAAUCCUAAUUUUUCAUAUAAAUCAGUUGGAGAUACUGACAAUGAUAUAAAGGUUCAAAUUAAAGUUAAAAGUCAAGGUAUUCAAACACUGGACACACAGGAAAUUGAUGAUCUAUUUUCUGAAGGAACAGUUAAAUACCCUUCAAAAAAAUAUUUAAAUCGUUAUGAAUCAAUAAAUAAAGAUAAUACAAAUGAAGAAAUUAAUGUAUCUUCAAGAAGUAUAACAAAUUCACCUUUAGAUCAAGGAGAUAUUCGAGUCAUUGAAAAAAAUACACAAGCUAAAAAUGAUACAAAAAGUUCCAAAUCUGUAUUAUCUAAAGAAGAAGUAAAUUUUAUUAAAUUAAACAAAGAACAUACCACUGUAACUAAUAAGAUAGCAACCCAAAUGAAUAACAACACCAGUAAUAAUAGUAAUAAUAACAAUCUUCCUACAAAUUAUCGCAUGGGUGUAGUUCCAAGGUAUAUUAAGAACAGAAAGGAAAUUCAAGAAAGGGUACAGAGAGCUAAAGUAGAAGAAUUGGAUCCUAAUUGUCCAAAUGGACAUGUUCCAUUACCUGAUAAUGAGCGUAAGGAGACAUUGCAAAUGUUAAAAAAGAAUUACCAAGAUUAUGUAACUGAAUUAAAUAUGAUGCCUAUAAAAGUGGAUACUCUUAGGGCGCAACGACGAAAAAUUGAAAUAGAGAAACAACUGAACAAAUUAGAAGAAGGGAUAAAAGUUUUCUCAAGACCAAAAGUUUAUGUAAAAAUGAAUGCUUAAAUUGUUAUUGUUUUAUAUACAGUUAUAUAAUUUAAUGUAUAAGAAACAGGA
Bombus huntii is the source of this 1891-nucleotide messenger RNA. Its product is annotated as probable serine/threonine-protein kinase DDB_G0282963. The record is from RefSeq and is a predicted model, not a curated record. NCBI's taxonomy places the organism in Eukaryota, Metazoa, Arthropoda, Insecta, Hymenoptera, Apidae. The transcript has 6 exons. The coding region runs from base 641 to 1840 and encodes 399 amino acids. Gene Ontology annotation, cellular component: cytoplasmic microtubule.